AUGAAACUACUACAUACCCUUGGAGCAGCGGCCAUCGGCGCCGUCUGGCUUCAAGCCGCAUUCACCAUCGCCCAAGGGCUGGGAGAGCCUGGAGGAACAUGUUCAGAUUCAAUCCCCUGUUACCAAGGCUGCUGCAGUAAAGAGGGUUCCUGCGGAUUCACCCCGGACCACUGCGGAGAUGGUUGUAAGAGCAAUUGCAAUGCCACUGCGGAGUGUGGGCAAUAUGCUGCACCCGAGAAUUUCGACUGUCCGAUUAAUGUCUGCUGCAGUGGUUUUGGAUACUGCGGUAUCACAUCUGGAUUCUGCGGUGAUGGCUGUGAGCCUAAUUCUAAUGGAGGCGGAUGCGGUGAUCCUGAUCGCCCCUCAUGCUCAGUCGACACAGAUGCAAUGUCCUUCGAACGACGAAUCGGAUACUAUGUCCUGGACAACGUGGACGACGGCUGCAAUGUCCUCGAACCAGAGUCUCUCAUUGUUGAGCCUCUUAGUCACAUCAAUCUGGCGUUUGUGAACUUUGACGAUGGCUAUGAACUCGUCGAUGACUAUGGAGAUAUCGUAAAUCGUGUCUCGUUUCUCAAGUUCAACAAUCCAGGUCUCCGGGUUAACAUCGUCGUUGGAGGUUGGGUAUUUAGUGAUCUUCCCACGCAGCCUUUGUGGACAGCGAUGACCCGCUCAUAUGAAAACCGCCAGAUAUUCAUCACAUCCGUCGUCAGGUAUCUGUCCAACUAUCACCUGGACGGAAUCGACUUGGAUUGGGAGUAUCCAUCGGCCUCUGACCGUGGAGGCGAUCCUGACGAUGCAGCCAACUUUGUGACUCUGCUGGCAGAGCUGCGUGAGGCUUUCGACAACAUCAAUCCCGGCUGGGAAAUCUCCGCCACAGUCCCUACCAGCUACUGGUAUCUCCGUGGAUUUGACGUCGAGGGUAUGAACAAGUAUCUUAGCUAUUUCAAUCUCAUGAGCUAUGACCUUCAUGGCAUGUGGGAUAAGAAUAGUGACUAUACCGGUCCGUAUCUAGAGGGCCAUACGGAUAUCACGCAGAUCGAACAGGGGCUGGAUUUACUCUGGCGAAAUGACAUCGAUGCUUCCAAGGUUGUCUUUGGGUUUGCGUUUUAUGGUCGCUCCUUCACCAUGAAAGAUCCCAGUUGUCAUCAACCAAACGGAAAGUGUGAAUUCAGUGGUGGUGGCAAGCCGGGCUCAUGCACGCAUACAACCGGGAUCUUAUCCUAUGCUGAGAUCAGUUCCAGAAACAGUUCUCUCGAUGUCAACACGUACUACGACAAGGAGACCACGGUGAAAUAUAACGUGUAUCAAGGGACGCAGUGGAUCUCGUACGACGAUCAGCAGUCUUUCCAAGACAAGAAGGAGUUUGCGUCAAAACGAUGCCUCGGUGGCUGGAUGGUCUGGGCCAUCAACCAGGACAAUGGCGAGUUCGAUGCGCUCUCUGGACUGGUUGGGGAGGAUCUCUCCUCGAUGCAGUUAGAGGGUGGAGACGGUGGUGAAGGGAAGCAGGUCCUCGCCGAUACCUUUGCAGCCUACACCGGCCAGAAAUGCUUCGUGACUGAUCGCUGCACGGAUGGAUCCAAAGGGGAGAAGAACCCAGACCAGGUGUGUCCGUCUGGAUACCUCUCAGUGGACACUGCACACAACCCCCUCCAGGCAGGUUUCAAAGAACGACACGGUGACUGUGAUGAAGGGUGGUAUCGAUACAUCUGCUGCCCGAAGGACGCGAUGCCCAAGAACUGCGAGUGGAAUGGUGCCCCUGAACGCAGUGAAUUCGGAUGUGAUGGAGCAUGCGGAAACGACCAGUUCAAGCUGAACCAGGAUACCGCACUCGAUGCAAAGGGGGAAGGACAGUGCUAUAUCGGAGCCCGUUGGCUGUGCUGCGAUUCAACCGCCAUGUUCUCGGACUGUCACUGGAACGGCUGCGAUGGGCCUCUUAAUCCAGGAGAACCAGGCAAAUGUCCAGAUGAUUAUGAUCCACUGACCUAUCGAUUUGACCAGCCAGAUGGUGAGCCGUAUUGUUCUGAUUUGUACAAUUCAGACCUACAUGACCGCUUCAAAAGCGAACUGUGCUGUCCAUCCGACCACAGCUUUAGCAAUUGUGCGUGGGCCAAUGUUGCCGGACUGAAUGAUGAUCCCAGCCAAGGGCUGGAGCUGAGUUGCGUUCCUCACUCCUGUCCAUCUGGAAAGGUCAAGGUGGCCGGUGCUCUUGAUCCGCCAGCCCAGCUGUCCAGUCAGGCAAUCACGAAGGAACAGUGUGCGUCGCUUGUUGACUCGUAUCACGAGCAGGAGUGGUCGUUCUGUUGUGAUCCGCCAACAAAAUAUAACAAGAACUGGCCGGUUGAUCCGAAAUAUCUAUGGGAUAAAUACUACGACAAUGCCAAGACGUCGGAUGUCGUGUGGAAGUAUAGUGACGAUUACUCCAACAAUGAUGCGGAUCACGACCAUUCGGAAGACGAGGAUGGCAGUGAUGCAUAUGGGUUCGUGAUGCUAGAUGGUCCCGAGGGUUCGAUUGAUAACAGCUUUUCGAAUUCCCACACGGUAGUCCGCCGUUCUCCACAUAUCCCAAACACGAAACGAUCUCUCUUGACCACCAACCAAACCCAUAUGGACGGGGUGUUUGAUCAUGCAGAGGAGACAAUUCAUAUCUACUGCAACUAUCCUGCCAAUUCUCGGGAGUGUCAGCGUAUCUUCAUCGACGGUGCGGAGGAUACCAUCAUUCGACUGCCAGAUCACGUUGGUGAGGGCCCAUUCGCUCGAGUGGUAUCGUUGAAACGGGCAGAUGAGGAUUUCGAUCUGCCAGAUCACCACUUGCAUCAUCGUUCAACUGAACAGAUCGACAACCACGUCUAUGAAAUGAAGAUCGACUACAACUUCCACGCGAUCAAACUCAAGCGUGACGACGAGCCAGUCAACAUUCGGGUAGACUACACCAACCUCCUCGGCUACUGGGAUGAGAUGACUGAUUCACCAGCCAGUCGCAUGAAGCGAGGAAUGGGCGAGAAGGGUCUUACCAAGUCUGAGUGGCGAUCUCGCGUACAGCGUGCUACCAAGCGAGACAGCAACAUUCGGAAGCGUGAGGAACAGAGAGUUCAUGUUAGGACGCCGAUGGAGCUCUCUGAGUCGCGUCAUCACAAGCGCUGGUGGGGUGCCUUUACUGGGUGGUUGGAAAGAUUGACGACCGUCACAAAAUCCAGCGUCGGAGUAAUCGAGCUAGGUCUGAGCAAAACCAUCAACCUCUUCAAUGCUCAAUGGGGCUGUGCCGGAUCAACGUACCGAGCCAACCUGCAGAUGGACCUAGAAGCAGACCUAGCCAUGGACGCGACAUAUGCCUACUAUCUAUCUGGAACUUUUAUUCCGCCCAGUAAGCCAGAGGCUUUCGCUUAUUUCGGGAUGGAGCCUGAGGCAUACCUUGGUCUUCACAUUCAAGGAAAUGCUCAGAUGCAAACUACUACCGGCCGGAAGAAGAUUGUUGACACGCUGACCUAUCCUGGAUUAGCUGUCAAGGGUAUUGCGGCUGUUGGACCUACGUUGGAUGUUUAUGGCGAGAUCCGCGGCAAAAUCACGCUGUACGGAGAAGUUCAAGCAGGAGCAAUGCUCAGCUUCGGCAAGGCAGAAGUUUACUGGCCCCAAGAUGACGACUCCAAAGACAAAUACGAGACACUCCUCGGACUCAAGAGUGACACGCAGUCCCCAGCCCCCGGUAGCAUCGAGCCUGUAUUCCAUGCAGGAGUCGGCGUGGAUGCACAGUUGGAUGUCAUCGUAACCCCCGAAGCAAACGUUGGAAUCAAAAUCGGUGGUGGAAAGCUGACUGGCGGCACAACUCUCAUGGAUGCACAGUUGACUGGAUAUGUUGAGGGAGAUCUUUCGUUCCAGGCACAUGGUGACUAUGAUAGCACGGAUGACGCCUUUCAUUAUCGGUUUGGGGCUUAUCUGUUCUAUAACCUCGGGUUCAAGGCUAAGGCCAAGGUGCUCAAUUUUAUUAAUUGGGCACUGUCUGCACGAACCGCGUACUCCCCUCGCAGGACUGUGAAGCUGUACGACAAGCAAGGUACAAUUCCGAUGUCUGCGUCAGACGAGAAAAAGCGUGAUGGGAAGAUUGCCGAAGCCUCUGUGAAUCACAGCCCAACAAAUGUGACCAACCACACGUCUUUCCAUACCAGCACUGAUAUGAAACUGUUCCAUCGUUCGGAUGAGAUGGAUAUAGAUGAUCCCAACGACCCCGAAUUCACCCAGAAUCUCAAAUGUCCCCCAGGAAGCAGUGAUUUCCAGGUCCCAGAGCUGCGAUUCAACUGCGGCUUUCUCUGGGGGUUCAAACUAGAAGGAUCCGAUCCAUCACUAGUCGAGGAGUUGACAGGUCUUUGCCAACCGAUCCUGCAGAUUGCAAAUCGCAUCGAGGAGUUCACAUUUACCAGCGACUCCAAACUAGUGGACGACAGACGCAAAACCCAAUGUCCCGACAGCACAUGCCUAGACCCCACCAAAGAUCUGAACAAGGCAUUGAACCGCAGGGGCCUUCAGCUGCAAUGUGAUGAAUUCCCCUGGGCGUCCACUGAGCAGGGAGGUGAUUGGCUGCCUAGUAAUAUGCGGAGUCAGACAUGUGUGCCAUCGUGGCAGAAUAACUGGCAUGGCCAAUGUGUCAAAAUGAUGGGCGCUUUCCAAUCGAACUGGAAAAAACUGGAUCCAGACUCUGCCAACGAUGAUGAACGAAAAGACUACUGGGUUCCAUGGGGAGGAAAAGGCAGUGGAGUAUGGACGACCCGGGGUGAUCAUGGACCACAGGACUCCAAAUACACACAGGACCUCAAGGAAUACCCUGUCGAGCAACCACCUCCCGAUGGUGUUCCUACCAGGGAUGACAAUAAACUGUCCUGGAAGUUCAAACGUGACUACAAGGCAAUCUUCAUCCAUGAAGACCCUAGCCAAAUCACCGGCGACACAUGGUGGGGAGCCACAAGCCACGCAAUAAAAAAGCCCAAAUCUGAAGGCCCAGCCGGCAUGGAUGCAAUUCUUUGUGCUGUCAACCAUUUCGCCCAAGACGACACAUACAAAUUACCCACCGGUACCAACGGGCCCUACAAUGCGUAUUGCCGGAGAGACUCGGACUCGGGAAAACCGACGAAAAUCAAUCCGACAGCUUGGAAUGUCAAUUAUAAUAUGGCCACCUGCCUGGUGACAUACGGCCAGAGCAACAGUAAUAGCAACACCAAGAGAGAAUGGCAUGUUGAAAGUAUCGAAAUGGUGGAUGAAAUUGCUGGGGAUCUGGAGGAGGAUUUCAGACGGACUGAAAGGCUUGCAACCAACAGGACGAGCCAAUAG
Messenger RNA from Aspergillus wentii DTO 134E9, 5316 nucleotides. RefSeq lists its product as uncharacterized. The coding region runs from base 1 to 5316 and encodes 1771 amino acids. Gene Ontology annotation, biological process: carbohydrate metabolic process. The transcript has 11 exons. Lineage: Eukaryota; Fungi; Ascomycota; Eurotiomycetes; Eurotiales; Aspergillaceae. The record is from RefSeq and is a predicted model, not a curated record. Gene Ontology annotation, molecular function: chitin binding; hydrolase activity, hydrolyzing O-glycosyl compounds.